Molecule: messenger RNA, 1011 nt
Organism: Cotesia congregata
Lineage: Eukaryota; Metazoa; Arthropoda; Insecta; Hymenoptera; Braconidae
Source: the annotation of a GenBank genome assembly
AUGUCGUCGAGAGCAAAUUCACGUAGAAUAACCGAGUUGGAGUCUCGUAUUGAUUAUGUCCAAUGUGACGGGCUGGCGGCAAUGAAAAUUAUUAAACAUUGCCAUGAAGAAUCAACGAGUAAUAUGGAAGUUGCACAAGGAGCUUUACUUGGUUUAGUUGUACAAAAUCGUUUGGAAAUUACCAAUUGCUUUCCAUUUCCUAAGAACGAUGAAUUAGCUGAGGAAGAGGAAUAUCAACUAGCUGUAAUGCGUCGGCUUCGAAGAGUAAACGUUGAUCAUUUCCAUGUUGGUUGGUACCAAAGCGCAGAUGUUGGUAAUUUUUUGAGUGUUUCACUUCUCGAGUCUCAAUAUCAUUACCAAACGUCAAUUGAAGAAUCCGUAGUUGUAAUUUACGACACAGCUAAAUCAGCACGAGGAUUCUUGACCUUAAAAGCAUACCGUUUAACUCCUCAAGCUAUUCAGAUGUACAAGGAAAAUGAAUUUACUCCAGAAGCGCUGCGCACCUUGAAAAUAGGAUACGAAAAUCUGUUCGUCGAAAUUCCUAUUGUCAUCAAAAACAGUAAUUUGACAAACAUAAUGAUGUCCGAAUUAGAGGAGUUGAUACCCGAAGAAGAAGGUACUAAAUAUUUGGAUCUUGGCACAGCGUCUGUUCUCGAGAAUCAGUUGCGCUGUAUGAUGGACCGCGUCGACGAGCUGAACCAAGAAGCCAUUAAAUUCAACAGAUAUCAGCACCUUGUUGUUCGUCAGCAACAAGACAAAAAUCGUUUAUUGGCUAAACGCGCUCAAGAGAACGCAAUGCGUGCUGCUAAAGAUGAACCUCCACUACCUGACGAUGAUAUCAACAAGCUGAUGCGCCCACUGCCAGUACCACCCAGGCUCAAUCCUAUGAUUGUUGCCGGACAGAUUAAUACCUACAGCCAGCAUAUUUCACAAUUCUGUGCUCAAAGUUUAGCCAAGCUGUAUAUCACCCAGAGUUUACAGAGCGCCAAGGAAUCUAAGACUACAAAUUAA